UCUAAUCAAACUAUAAUCACACACACCUUGUUUUACACUUGGCACUUCCACUCUCACUUUCCAAUCUUCUUCCUUCUUCUUCUUCCUCAUCAUUAUGAUACCUUUCUUCAUCCCCCAAAUCACCUGAUCUUUCAUCCUCCUUUGUUCUCCUUUCAUUUCACUCUUUCCUCUUUUUCUGCACCGUAUAUGCACUUCAUGACCCUCUUCUUCUGCUCAUUUCUUUGAUCCAGAUCACUUAUAUACAGUUUCAGCGAUUUUUUUUUCGGGGUCUGGAGUUUUGCAUAUACCCUUUUGGUUUACAAAGCUGUCAUCCAAGUUUCACUGUAAAAGUUCCCCAAUUCAAUCUUGUUAUGCAGAUCUGGGUACCAUUUUUUUGGAGCUAAUACGUAGAGACAGAUCCAAGAUUUUAAUGUUAGUCGGCCGAGGGUGCGAUUUAUUAUACAUUGUAUAUACAUGGUUCGAGCUGAAAAACAGUGAAUUUUAAUAAACCUGAUCAAAAGGGGUAGAUCCGAUUUUGGUGAUAAGUAUCUUUUCUUCCUUUUUAUUAUACUGUUGAUUAAAGGGACAUGUAAUUUUGUGUUUUUGUAUCUUUUGGUUCUCAAGAAUUGUGUUUUUGUAAAGAAAAAUUGUGGUUUGUAAUUUGGUUAAAGAUGGAAAUUUCCAGUGGACUGAGUCCUAGAGUGAACUCAGUUACAUCAGGUGAAGGUAAAAAAGAUGACCCAAAUCAUCAAAAAUUUGAAUUGGAAUCUAUUGAUUUGGUUUCACAUACGGAUCACCAGUUUCUUACUUUGAGUGCUCUAGAGAUUUUGAGGGAAACUGUGAGAAUUCUGCGGUAUAAUUCAAUAGGUUUCAUGACAAUUGCUGCAUUGCUAAUUUGCCCUGUAUCUGCUGUUGUUUUAUCUAAUGUAUUGGUCUAUCAGCCGUUUGUUACGAGACUGAGUAUGAGGUUAUUGCUUGUAGCCAAAACAAGUGGGCUUCCACUUGAGCCAUUUAUCAAGCAGUCCUGUCAUAAAUUCUCUGAAGUGGUGAUUUCAGCUGUAAUGUGCUUCCCUCUGUAUGUAACGUUAUCGGUGUUGUCAAAAGCUGCUAUAGUUUAUUCAGUUGAUUGCACUUACUCUAGGAAAAAGUUUGAUUCACAAAAGUUUUAUGUCAUUAUGACCAAGAUUUGGAAGCGGGUUGUUGUGACUUACCUGUGGGUGUGUGUUGUGAUUGCUGGAUGCCUCACAUUGUUUAUUGUACUUCUUGUUUCUGUGAGCAGUGUUUUCUCGAUCAUGGGGUUUCCUCCCGAUUUAAUUUUGUAUCCCGCAAUGAUAGUAGGGAUGAUUUUCUCUAUAAUUUUAGCAAAUGCUAUUAUUAUUUGCAACAUUGCAAUUGUGAUAUCUGUUUUAGAGGAUGACUCUGGACCACAAGCAUUGCUUAUGUCCAGUUCACUCAUCAAGGGGCAGACACAAGUUGGACUUCUCAUAUUUCUUGGAUCAACUAUUGGGAUGGCAAUUGUGCAGGGUUUGUUUGAGCAUAGAGUGAAGACAAUAAGCUAUGGAGAUGGAUCUUCAAGAUUAUGGGAAGGGCCCCUUUUGGUGAUAUUGUACUCAUUUGUGAUACUUAUUGACUCUAUGAUGAGUACUGUUUUCUACUUCAGUUGUAAAUCGUAUAGAAUGGAAACCUCAAGUGAAGAAACUCAACCUGUGCUAGAAGCCUUGACUAUUUCUUCAGCAUUAGCAGAAGUCCAGUCACAUGUUUGAAAUUCGAAUUUAAGGCUCUUGAAGCUACUGGAAGUUAUUUUGACAAGGAUUCAAUUUAUGCGUCUCUUGGCAAGAAAAAGAAUGAGUUGAAUCCUUGAGAAAGUUAUCAGAUGCUGAAGGCGGAUAAGUUAUAUGGUUUAGCCUAGUUGACCACUUCAUCAUAAAUAGCUUCUUUGCAGAUCUGUUGUCUGCCAACAUAUAUCAUAUUUAUUACCAGAAGAAAAUCAUUUGAAAGAUGGUAAUUUAGGAUUCUUGCACAGUAAUAAGCUGUUGAAAACCUCAGCUUGAGAUUUUAAAAUUUUAAGCAAUGUACUUUUUGUCAUUCACAAUUUAUAAAGAUAUCUUUGAGUUUUCUUUCAUGGUCAAUUAUCUGUCUCCAUUUGCAUGUUAUGCAGUGAGUGAUUGAGCUUAAAACAACUGUAAUAAAUAGAGUGUGGCUUUCUAAUAGGAAUGUCGUGAGACCUUCAUAGAGCUCCAUAAUUGAUGAUUUUUAUUUUGGAAUAGCUUUCAUAAUUAUUCUUCUUUGUUUAGGAAAUGUCUCUUAAGAAUUAUUUCCUAAAAACUAGUGCCACUUUCUUCUCUUUUCUUUAUUAUACUCUCUCUGUCUCUCUGUGUGUGAGUGGGGGUGGGGGACUUCAGUUGUGGUUUUCCACAAUAAACAGGUUCUCUCACUAAAUUAUGAGAAGUAUGCAUUGGGGAUGGAAAAAGAGGAACUCACAGAUUCUCUCUUCUCUUGGAAACUAGAAACUGGGCUAAGGAGAUUCUAGGAUAUAAUACUAGGUAUCAAUCUCGUGAAAAUGUUUUCAUGUAUCUCUUCCUCUGUGUCGUUACUUUUUGUUUUACUUGCAAAAAAAUGAUCACCUUUUGUCUUUAGACGCGAGCGAGUGUGCCAUUAGAGAAAUCAUUGGAAAAUUGGUACUGAUAGACGAGGAAGUCUUAUAACUUGAGAACUGGCAAGGUGUUAUUUGAGUAAUGACAUAUUAGCCAGGGAGUGAAAGAAGAGCCCAGCAUUCCUCUGUAUUACCAACUGAUCCAUCAGGCGUCAGCUAUUUUCAGUGUCGAAGAUGCACAAAUGCUGCACUAUCAAUCGAUAGCAAACUGGUGAUGCAAUGGUCUCUGCAUUUGGUUUGUAAAACCUGCUAAGGUCACGUCCGUCAGGCGAAAAUUAUAUAAGAUGUUGGCACUUACUUUCAGGCAGAAGUUGCAAAUGUAUGGCGGAGAAGUUGAAUACUAUCAUGUAGUGUAGUUUGAAUAUGUGGCGCAGUGUAGAGUGCAGAAGCUAUUAAGGUUUACUCUCAUUAAGUGGGGGAAUCUGUUCCGUGCAAUCACAAAUUCUUCACUUGGCUUGGAAUGUAUAGAAUUUGAAGGUACCCUCAAAAUGUUUGGUUUCCCUGCUUUGUAUGCUUAUAGAGUCAGUGUUCUGAUAGGUUGAUCUUCUUCAUUUGCUAAUAAUCUUCAUUUUAUCAUGUCAGCUUAAAUUAUUAGGGCUUUCCCAUUGUCAUCUCUCAUUCGGAAGCUGAAGUUCAUAGCUAAAGUAAAAGCUUUUUAAUGAAUCAUUAUUUCUUGGUAGAUUUGAGUGCUGAUGAUAUUCUACAAUCAUGUAGAUCGUAUACUUUUGAAGCAACCUCUCUACCUCAGAGAGGUAGUGGUAAGGUGUUCUUACACUCUACCCUCCCCAGACCCCACUUUGUGGGUUUCAUUGGAUUUGUUGUUGUUGUAGUCUAGAGUCAAGUCUUCUCCUAGUGAAAACUUAUUUACCAUGGUCUUUUGGGGGUUUAGAGUGGUAAAGGACACACUUUGUGAUGGAUGAUGUGUACGAUUGUUGGUGCUUGGGUGCAAAUGAACAGCUGCGGCAUCACAAAAGUUUUAUCUACCUUUAGUAUCUGCAUGUAUAGUGGGUUUCUUUUAAUUAAUAAUUAAUUUGGUGUAAAGCAGAUAAUUGUUCACUAUGAAGUGUUCUAAUCUAUAUAACAGCACCUCAGUCGUAAACAAUUAGUUUUAUGUAAAUGCAGUACAUAUUUGUGUUGUAUUUAAGUUACAGUUUGAGCCAUCUCAAGAACUUUUAUUGAAUAUAUUGCUUCAUUCAGUCAAAUGCUGUGUUCUGGGGUUACUUUCCUUUGCUAGAGCCAUAAAUAGAUUCAUUUGCUGUAUCCAAUCGUAUAUGACAGUUUUGAUGAUUCCUUUGCAUAUGCCUAUUGCAUGUGAUAGUUUAUGCACUACUUAAUUCAGUGUGGAACAGAAUCCACUUAGCAUAUUUGUCUUUUCUGUGUUUUCUGGAUCAGUUUAUUGAGGAACCCGAAUGAGGGAGCUAAAAGAAGAUAUACUGCAUUAUCAGAAGUUGAGAUAUCUCUGGGGUCCCUCUACUUGUGUCAUUUGGUAAGUUGCAGUGGUUUUGUUCAUGAAGGGAAGACAUCACAAGACUAUUCUGGAACAGUUAACACAAACACUUGAUAAGCAGAAAUGACUAAAUGACCAUCAGAUGCUGCAUUAAGUUGAGAGAAUGGUAUGUUUUUUUUCCAAGUGAAUAUUUACAGCCUCCUCUCUCCCAAUGCCCAAUGGAAUAGGCCAGGUUGAAGAUGGUAUCACUAGUCUAUGGCUUAAGUCAUGAACGGCCCCUUAUAGUUGUCCGCAUAAUUCACUUAGACACCUCAACUAGGACUUGUACCUAUUGGACACCUCUACUAAUUCGGAUUUGAACCUUUGAACACUUUUUUGACAAUCACCUAAAAGUAUGAAAUGUGUGUAAUACACUCGCGAUGACAUGGAAAAUUGACAAAUCAAUUACGUACAUGUGGCAUUUUGACGGAAAAAAAAAGAAAAAAGAAAAAAUUCAAGUGUUGUCAUCACUUUGAAAUCCUAUUCGUCACCAUAGUCCCCUCCUCGACCAUAGUUUUCAUCACCUUCAAAUCCUCUUAACCCACUUUUCUUUUUUCAGAUCUGUUUUUUUAAAGUUGAAAAUAGCAAAUUGCAUAUGCCUAAAAAUUAAUCAAUACGUGAACCUACAAAAUAUGAACCACUUAUAAUUUUAGAUAUCAAUAAAAUCAUUGACUACAUAAUCAUCUAAGCAUAUUCGUUUUUUUUUAUUUUAAAUCUGAUUUGUUAGAUAUAUUUUCAAUAAAAAAAAUUGAAGAAGAAGUCAUUGUAUGGGUCUAUAUUUUUUCCCGUAAAUAAGAUCACAAUAUUUAACAAAUUUAAAGAAAAUGGAAAAGGAAAUCAUAAUGGUGUUUCUAUAGUUGAAUAUGAUAGAGGUGAGGGGGAAGGAGAGGAAGAGGAAGCAGGAGAAAAGAAAAGGGUGGAAGGUGUUGGUGGCAACAUCAUCAGCGAAGAUGGUAUUGGUUUUGGAAGAAGUUAUGGCUAAGGAAGAAGGAAGAAGAAAGAGAUUUAAAAAAAAAAAAAAAACUAAAAUACGUUCUGACGCGCUGAAUGGAUGUGUAUUACACCUUCCUUGCCGUGUCAGCGAAAAGUGUCAAAUAGGUACUUAUUCUGAACAAUAGAAGUGUUCAAUAGGUACCAAUCCUAGUUGAAGUUUCUAAAUGAAUUAUGCAGACAACUUCAAGGGGUCGCAGAUGACUUUAGCCCUAGUCUAUUGAUUCUAUCAUCAUUCAUCAUGGUCAUCACCAAAAUGGCUUCUCCACUUAAUUGACCUUUGCACGAUCCUUUUAGGUGUCUGACCAUUAUCUUACCAGAUGCGUCAUGUCCUGACUAGUGCAUACCUUGACAAUGGAGUUUCCUUCUGAAGAGUCAUGCUAGAUGUUGAUUGUACUGCGAAGUACCUAACUCUUCAGCUCCUGAUGAUGACAUCCGGAAUUUUUGUUUUCGCGCUUUAUAUGCUUAUAGAUUCAGUUUUCUGGUAGCUUGUUCAUCUUCAUUUGCUAAUGCUCUUCAUUUAUCAUAUCAACUUUCCCGUUGAAAUCUCUCAUUCAGAAGCUGAAGUCCCUAGCUAAAGUGAAAGCUUUUUAAUAAAUCAUUAUUUCUUGGUAGAUUUGAGUGCUGAUAUCUUUUACAAACAUGUAGAUGAUAUAAUGCUUAUUUUCCAGGUUCACAUCAGACAUCAAUUGUAAUUCCUUUCUAUAUAAAGCUGUGAAUCACCUUUCACCAGACUGCUAUCAUACAAUCCCUUUUUUAUACUUGGAGUAUGGAGAUAAAUAUACAAUCAUAUCAGACUGUUUUCAUUAACUCGAGCCUAGGAUCUUUCAGAAGCAUACUCUAUCUCGGAGAGAUAGUGGUAAGGCAUGUGUAUACCCUACCCUCCCCAGACCCACUUUAUGGGAUUUUAUUGGGUUUGUUGUUAUUGCUGUUGUAGUCUGGAGGGCUUCUCCAAGUGGAGAACUUAUUUACCAUGGUCUUUUGGGGAUUUGGAAUGUUAAAGAAGGGCACACUUUGUGAAGGAUGGUGUAUAUACAAUUGUAGGUGUUUUGAGUGCAAAUGAACAGUUCCUGUAUCACACAAGUGUUAUCUGCCUUUAGGAUCUGCAUCUAUAGUGGUUUUAUUUGUAUUAAUUUGGUCCAAAGCAGAUGAAUUGUCUAUUAUGAAGUGUUCAAUCCAGAUAACAGUGCCAUAGUCCCAAACGUUUAGUUUAACGUAAAUGAAGUACAUAUUUGAGCUGUAUUUGCAUUAACUUUAAGCCAUCUCACGAACUUUUAUGGAAUAUAUUGCAUCAUUCAGUCAAAUGCUGUACUCUGGGGUUACUUUUAUUUGCUAGUGUAAAAGUCAGCUAGAUUCAUUUGCAGCAUUCCAACUGUAUAUGAUAGUUAUGAUGAUUCCUUUGCAUAUCGCUAUUGCAUGUGAUAUUUAUGCACUACUCAAUCCAGUGUGGAACAGAAUCAACUUAGCAUAUUUGUUUUUCUAUGUUUUUCUGGAUCAAUUUAUGGAGAAACUCGAAUGAGGGAGCUAAACAAAGAUGAUAUACUGCAUUAUCAGAAGUUGAUAUAUUUCUAGGGUCCCUCUUUCCCUAUAUCCAGUGGAAUAGGCCAGGUUGAAGAUGUUAUCAUUAGUCUACUGAGUCUAUCAUCAUGAUCAGUAUCAAAAAGGAUAUUUGCACUAUCCUUGUAGGUGUCUAAUCAUUAUCUUCCUUACCAGAUGCCUCAUCUCCAUCGCUAGUGCAGAACUUACUGAAGAGUCAUGCUAGAUGUUGAUUGUCCCGCGAAGUACCUAACUUCGUCAGCUCCUGAUGAUGACAUCUGAAAUGGGUGAAUAUCAGGAGAGUCUAAACUGCUCUCUGAAGAAGCAACACCACCUGAGGUAGAAACUUGGCUGGCCCUGGAGUCAUUUUGGUAAGGUGGUCGAGCUACAUUCUUCUGUAUGUCUGAUCAUUUCACCGCUCUUUCUAAAGAGACAGAAAUGUAAGUAAAGUCAAAACUUCUUUAUAACAACAGUUUACUAGGGAAUUGGUUUUUUA
This is a messenger RNA of Solanum pennellii, 7140 nucleotides long. RefSeq lists its product as uncharacterized. Lineage: Eukaryota; Viridiplantae; Streptophyta; Magnoliopsida; Solanales; Solanaceae. The record is from RefSeq and is a predicted model, not a curated record. The transcript has 2 exons. Bases 651 to 1742 code for a protein of 363 amino acids.